Molecule: messenger RNA, 5187 nt
Organism: Sarcophilus harrisii (Tasmanian devil)
Lineage: Eukaryota; Metazoa; Chordata; Mammalia; Dasyuromorphia; Dasyuridae
Gene: LRP5
Product: LDL receptor related protein 5
Exons: 23
Coding region: 342-4973 (1543 amino acids)
Molecular function (GO): protein binding
Source: RefSeq, a predicted model, not a curated record
CUCCUCCUCCUCCUCCUCCUCCUCCAGCUUCUCGGGAACGUCCUCCCACUGGGUUGGCGGAGGAUCGGGGGAGGCCCGCCGGGAGGGGGCGAGGGGAACUAGCAGGGGGCGCGGGCCGCCGGGAGCGCACGCUGGGGGAGCCGAGCUGCGCCGGGGCUCGGGCAGCUGGGCGCACUGGUCGGAGCCGGAGCGGGCACCGGAGCGGGCGCCGGAGCGGGAGCGGGCGCCCGAGCAGGAGCCGGCCGGCCCGCCCGGGGGACGCGCGGACACCUGGGCCCCCGCGGCCCGCGCCAUGGAGCCCGAGUGAGGCGGCGGGGCCGGGCCGGGGCCGGGGCCGGACCAUGGAGGCCGUGCUGGCGCUGCUGGCCCUCUGCAGCCACUUGGCUCCAGCGAGAGCCUCCCCGCUCCUGCUCUUCGCCAACCGUCGGGACGUGAGGCUGGUGGACGCUGGAGGAGCCAAGUUGGAGUCGAACAUCGUGGUGAGUGGCCUGGAGGAUGCGGCUGCCGUGGACUUCCAGUUCUCCCAGGGGGUCAUUUACUGGACGGACGUGAGCGAGGAGGCCAUCAAGCAGACGUACUUUAACCAGUCAGGGAGCGCAGUGCAGAACGUCAUCAUCUCUGGCCUGGUGUCCCCCGAUGGCUUGGCGUGUGAUUGGAUCGGGAAGAAGCUCUAUUGGACCGACUCGGAAACCAACCGGAUCGAGGUGGCCAACCUCAACGGAACCUCCAGGAAAGUCCUUUUCUGGCAGGACCUAGACCAGCCUCGGGCCAUCGCUCUGGACCCCGCUCACGGGUAUAUGUACUGGACAGACUGGGGGGAAACCCCUCGCAUAGAACGUGCAGGGAUGGACAGCAGCACAAGGAAAAUCAUCGUCGACUCCGACAUUUACUGGCCCAAUGGCCUCACCAUCGACCUGGAGGAGCAGAAGCUGUACUGGGCGGAUGCAAAGCUGAGUUUCAUCCACCGAGCCAACCUGGACGGCUCCUUCCGGCAAAAAGUGGUGGAAGGCAGCUUGACGCACCCCUUUGCGCUGACCCUCUCGGGGGACACCCUGUACUGGACGGACUGGCAGACACGCUCCAUUCACGCCUGCAAUAAGAGAACCGGAGAAAAGAGGCGGGAAAUCCUCGGUGCCCUUUACUCUCCCAUGGACAUCCAGGUGCUGAGCCAGGACCGGCAGCCCUACUUCCACACCCCCUGCGAAGAGGACAAUGGCGGCUGCUCCCACCUGUGCCUGCUGUCCCCUCGAGAGCCUUUCUACACCUGCGCCUGCCCCACGGGGGUGCAGCUCGAGGACAACGGCAAGACCUGUAAAGCAGGUGCUGAGGAGGUUCUGCUGCUGGCCCGGAGGACAGACCUGCGCAGGAUCUCCCUGGACACGCCAGACUUCACCGACAUCAUCCUGCAGAUCGACGACAUCCGGCACGCCAUCGCCAUCGACUACGACCCUGUGGAGCGCUACGUCUACUGGACGGACGACGAGGUGAGGGCCAUCCGCCGGGCCUACCUGGACGGCUCGGGCGCCCAGACCCUGGUCAGCACGGAGAUCAACGACCCGGACGGCAUCGCUGUGGACUGGGUGGCCAGGAACCUCUACUGGACGGACACGGGCACUGAUCGCAUCGAGGUCACACGGCUUAACGGCACCUCCAGGAAGAUCCUCAUCUCUGAGAACCUGGACGAGCCUCGGGCCAUUGUUCUGAAUCCAGUGAUGGGCUACAUGUACUGGACGGACUGGGGUGAAAGUCCCAAAAUCGAAUGCGCGCACCUGGACGGACAGGCCAGAAGGGUCCUGGUGAACACGUCCCUUGGGUGGCCCAACGGGCUGGCACUGGAUCUCCAGGAGGGCAAGCUGUACUGGGGGGACGCCAAGACGGACAAGAUUGAGGUGAUCAACGUGGAUGGCACCCGGAGGAGAACCCUUCUGGAAGACAAGCUCCCCCACAUCUUCGGCUUCACCUUGCUGGGGGACUACAUCUACUGGACCGACUGGCAGCGGCGGAGCAUCGAGCGGGUCCACAAGGUCAAGGCCGACCGAGACGUCAUCAUUGACCAGCUGCCCGACCUCAUGGGGCUGAAAGCCGUGAACGUGGCCAAGGUCAUCGGCACCAACCCCUGCGGGGAGAAGAACGGCGGUUGCAGCCACCUGUGCUUCUUCACCCCCCACGCCACCAAGUGUGGCUGCCCCAUUGGCCUGGAGCUGCUCAGCGACCUGCAGACCUGCAUCAUCCCCGAGGCCUUCCUGGUCUUCACCAGUCGAGCCGCCAUCCACAGGAUCUCGCUGGAGACCAACAACAACGAUGUGGCCAUCCCGCUGACCGGCGUCAAGGAGGCCUCCGCCCUGGACUUCGAUGUCUCCAACAAUCAUAUCUACUGGACCGAUGUCAGCCUGAAGACCAUCAGCCGGGCCUACAUGAACGGGAGCUCGGUGGAGCACGUGAUCCAGUUCGGCCUGGACUACCCCGAGGGCAUGGCCGUGGACUGGAUGGGCAGGAACCUGUACUGGGCAGACACGGGCACCAACCGCAUCGAGGUGGCGCGCUUGGAUGGGCAGUACCGGCAGGUUCUUGUCUGGAAGGAUCUCGACAACCCCCGGUCCUUGGCCCUGGAUCCCACCAAAGGGUACCUCUACUGGACAGAGUGGGGCGGGAAGCCCAGGAUCGUCCGGGCCUAUAUGGACGGAACCAACAGCAUCACUCUGGUGGACAAAGUGGGGCGGGCCAACGAUCUGACCAUUGACUAUGCGGACCAGAGGCUCUACUGGACCGACCUGGACACCAACAUGAUCGAGUCUUCCAACAUGCUGGGUAGGAAUGCUCACCCUACAUCCCCACCUUUAGGGCUGACGCAGUACAGCGACUACAUCUAUUGGACCGACUGGAACCUCCACAGCAUCGAGCGAGCCAAUAAGCUUACUGGCAAAAACCGGACGCUGAUCCAGGGCCAUCUGGACUUUGUGAUGGACAUCCUGGUCUUCCACUCGCCACCCCAACCUUCUUGUGUUUGGCAACGCCAUCGCGGAUAUCCCCAUGACCAGCAGAGCCCAUGGUCCUCCGCUGCCGGCCUGCCGUGGGGCCCCACCGACCCGCUGGACAAGUUCAUCUACUGGGUGGACGGGCGCCAGAACAUCAAAAGGGCCAGAGACGACGGCAGCCAGCCUUUCAUUGUGACCUCCGCCAGCCAGGGCCAAGAAAAGCAGCCACAUGACCUCAGCAUCGACGUGUACAGCCACACCCUGUACUGGACCUGUGAGGCGACCAACACUGUCAACGUGCACCGGCUGAGCGGGGAGGCCAUUGGCGUGGUGCUGCGCGGGGACCGUGACAGGCCCCGGGCCAUCGCUGUCAAUGCCGAGCGUGGGUACAUGUACUUCACCAACAUGCAGGACCGGGCCGCCAAGAUCGAGCGGGCGGCCCUGGAUGGCACCGAGCGGGAGGUGCUCUUCACCACUGGCCUCAUUCGGCCCGUGGCCCUGGUCGUGGACAAUCAUCUGGGCAAGCUGUUCUGGGUGGACGCCGACCUGAAACGCAUCGAAAGCUGUGAUUUGUCAGGUGCCAACCGCGUGACUCUGGAAGACUCCAACAUCGUGCAGCCAGUGGGCCUGACCGUGCUGGGCGACCACCUGUACUGGAUUGACCGCCAGCAGCAGAUGAUCGAGCGGGUGGAGAAGACCGGCGGCUACAAGAGAACCCGGAUCCAGGGGCGGAUCUCUCACCUCACAGGGAUCCACGCAGUGGAAGAGGUCGACAUGGAAGAGUUUGCCGCCCAUCCGUGCUCCCGAGACAAUGGAGGCUGCUCGCACAUUUGUAUCGCCAAAGGAGACGGGACGCCACGCUGCUCCUGCCCCGUGCACCUGGUGCUGCUGCAGAACCUCCUGACCUGCGGAGAGCCCCCGACGUGUUCCCCAGACCAGUUCACCUGCGCCACGGGGGAGAUCGACUGCAUCCCCAUGGCCUGGCGCUGCGACGGCUUCCCGGAGUGCGACGACCACAGCGACGAGGCCGACUGCCCCGUGUGCUCGGCCGCCCAGUUCCAGUGCGAGAAGGGCCAGUGCAUCGACCUGCGCUGGAGAUGCAAUGGCGAGAUCGACUGCCAGGACAAGUCCGACGAGGCCGACUGUGACGCCAUCUGCCUGCCCAACCAGUUCCGCUGCGCCAGCGGCCAGUGCAUCCUCAUCAAGCAGCAAUGCGACUCCUUCCCGGACUGCAUGGACGGCUCCGACGAGCUCUUGUGUGAGAUCACGAAGCCCCCCUCGGACGACCCCCCCUCCCAUAGCAACGCCAUCGGCCCAGUCAUCGGGAUCAUCCUCUCCCUCUUCGUGAUGGGGGGCAUGUACUUUGUGUGCCAGCGGGUGAUCUGCCAGCGGUACACAGGGGCCAGCGGGCCCUUCCCCCACGAGUACGUCAGCGGCGCCCCUCACGUGCCCCUCAACUUCAUUGCCCCCGGCAGCUCUCAGCACGGCACCUUCACAGGCAUUUCCUGUGGCAAGUCCAUGAUCAGCUCCAUGAGCCUCAUGGGAGGCAGCAGUGGCCUGCCCCUCUACGAUCGGAACCAUGUCACCGGGGCCUCAUCCAGCAGCUCUUCCAGCACUAAAGCCACUUUAUACCCGCAGAUCCUGAACCCUCCCCCAUCUCCCGCCACCGACCGCUCUUUGUACAACACGGAGAUGUUCUACUCUUCAAACAUUCCUUCGACCACUAGAUCGUACAGACCGUACAUCAUCAGAGGGAUCGCGCCCCCCACGACCCCAUGUAGCACAGACGUAUGCGACAGUGACUGCACGACCAGCCGAUGGAAGGCCAGCAAAUAUUAUAUGGAUCUGAACUCGGACUCGGACCCCUACCCACCCCCUCCCACUCCCCACAGCCAGUACCUAUCCGCCGAAGAGAGCUGCCCACCGUCACCCGCCACCGAGCGGAGCUACUUCCAUCUCUUCCCGCCCCCGCCCUCACCCUGCACGGACUCCUCCUGACCUCGGCCCUGCCACCUGGGCCUGCUUCCUCCCCUUCCCCCUGUAAAUAUUUUUAAAUAUGAACAAAGAAAAAAUAUAUUUUAUGAUUUAAAAAAAAUAAAUAUGGUUGGGAUUUUAAAACACACAAAUGUGAAUAAUACCAGGGUGGGCUGGGCUGUGAAAACUUUGUACAGUGGAAAAAUAUUUAUAAAUUUAAUUUUUUAAUUUAAUUCCC